This is a messenger RNA of Aquila chrysaetos chrysaetos, 1514 nucleotides long. RefSeq lists its product as uncharacterized. Gene Ontology annotation, biological process: virion assembly. Lineage: Eukaryota; Metazoa; Chordata; Aves; Accipitriformes; Accipitridae. The record is from RefSeq and is a predicted model, not a curated record. The transcript has 2 exons. The coding region runs from base 145 to 1245 and encodes 366 amino acids.
UUCCCGAAGUGCGCAUGAACGAGACGCUCUCGAGAGGAGCGAAGUGAGUGCGGACCCUCUUGUAGUGCGGUUCUCAUUGCCCGCGAGGGCGUGAGCCACGAACGAGGGGCGCGUGUGUGUGUGUGUGAGAAGGCACUUCGGAAGAUGGGGCAGAAGAAAAGCAAGCCUUCUGACUCCGUGAGGGGCCCCAAGGUGAGGUUACCCGACAUACCGCCAGACAGCCCUCUAGGAUUAAUCAUUGCCCAUUGGGAUGACUGGCCGCCCAGACAAGGCAAAAGUAGAGAAAAAAUGAUAUAUUAUUGUAUGCAGGUGUGGGGUGGUAAACAAAUCAAAGGAGAUGGGGUAUUUUGGCCUGUUUUUGGGUCAUUUGAGGAUUGGAUAUGCCAGGCCCUAAACAUAUAUGUAAAUACUAAGGAACCCUUCAGUUUAGAAGAGAGUGAAUAUGCUAGUUUAUGGAUAAGAUUAGAUACCCGAGUCCACGUGUUUACUCUAAGUGAAAAGAACCAUAGGAAAAAAACUAAAAACCCCGAAGAACUUCCCGCACCUCCUCCCCCUUAUGUUCCCCCUACACCCGCGCCUGACCCAACCCCCCCUCCCUCCUCUCCCCCGACAGCCCCAGACCCAGACUUAGGCUCUCCUAGUUCCCCUGAAGAGACUCGGAGAAUAAUGAGGAGUCAGACUAGGAGGAAAGAGCAGUUAGAGGAAAGACUAUACCCCUUAAGAGAAAUAGCUAUGGGAGGACCACAACCUGGCAUGGGAUUUGUGCCAGUACCUUUGAACUCCGGAGAUAUAAGGGAAUUUAAGAAGGAGAUGGGGAACCUUUUAGAAGACCCUUUGGGAGUAUCCGAGAGGUUAGACCAGUUUUUGGGUCCUAAUGUAUAUACCUGGGAAGAGUUGCAGGCAAUUUUAGGCAUACUAUUCACAGUAGAAGAAAGGGAAAUGAUUCAAAGAGCAGGAAUGAGAGUCUGGGAUCAGCAGCACCAACACGGACCAGGCACAGAUAUUAAAUGGCCAUUACAGCGGCCGAACUGGGAUAACCAGAACGCAGAACAUAGAACUCAUAUGGCGGAUCUGCGUACUAUAAUUGUUCAAGGCAUUAAGAAAUCUGUUCCCCGAGGACAGAAUAUUAACAAAGCAUUUAGUGAACACCAAAAGAAAGAUGAGACCCCCACUGAAUGUUUAAAGAAGAUUAGGGGGGUCAGGGGCUCUAUUUGCUGGGGACCCCUAAGAAAACAGAGCCCUUGAUAAAAUUAAAAUUAGGUCCCCAGCAUCAAGAAGUUGAGUUCCUUGUGGACUCUGGGGCAGAAAGAUCUACUGUCCAGUCAGUGCCCCGAGGAUGCUCACUAUCCUCAAAAAAAUUGCAAGUAAUAGGAGCAAAAGGGGAACCGUUUCAAGUACCAAUAAUAAAAGGAGUGGAAAUAGAAACUCCAUCUCAAUUUGGAAUAGGAUCCUUUUUGUUGGUACCUGAAGCAGAAUACAAUUUAUUAGGAAGAGAUCUAAUGAUUGAAUUAGGG